AUGAAGGUAAUCGUGUUGUUCGCCCUGUGUGUGGCAGCCGUUUGUGCUGGUCCCGAGGAAGAUGUGUGGCUGCGUUACAACCGACGUAUGCCCGGUGUUUACCAUACGAUGCCGCCAACCGAGAGACCUCCGGUGAAUGGCCGCAUCGUCGGAGGUAUCGACGCUAACAUCGAAGACUUCCCGUACCAGCUUUCGCUGCGGCACAGUGGGUCGCACAGCUGCGGUGCCUCGGUUAUCUCGGAUCGGUGGGCCCUGUCGGCCGCUCACUGCACGUAUCCCGUUCCGGUUUUGUCCACCAUUACUCUCCGUGGAGGAUCAAACAGUCGGCUUGAAGGUGUUGUGUUCUAUAUAGAACGCAUCGUGAAUCAUCCAGAAUAUAAUGAUUGGACUUUGGAAAAUGAUGUCUCCCUUCUGCGCAGCCUGGAUGGCUUCGUGGGAGCCAAUAUUGCUGCUGUAACUUUGGCCGCUGCUGGUAGUUAUUUCCCAGCAGGAACCCGAGCCGUCGUGUCUGGAUGGGGUCUAACCAGUCGUCCCGGAUCGCUCCCGACUAUUCUUCAGAAGGUUGAUAUUCCCGUCAUUGAUCAGGAAACCUGUAGGGCUGGAUGGUCGGCCAACAGGAUUACCGAUGAUAUGCUCUGCGCUAGCGAACCUGGUCGAGAUGCUUGUAAUGGAGACAGCGGUGGUCCAUUGGUGACUGGUGGCGUCCAAAUCGGGGCUGUUUCGUGGGGUGCUAGUGAUUGCUUAGGUAAUGUUCCCGGAGUGUACGCUCGUAUUGCUUUCCCGGCAAUCCGUAACUGGAUCACUGAGGUCAGUGGCGUAUGA
This is a messenger RNA of Sabethes cyaneus, 822 nucleotides long. Its product is annotated as trypsin-7-like. Gene Ontology annotation, molecular function: serine-type endopeptidase activity. The transcript is spliced from 4 exons. Gene Ontology annotation, biological process: proteolysis. The record is from RefSeq and is a predicted model, not a curated record. Bases 1 to 822 code for a protein of 273 amino acids. Lineage: Eukaryota; Metazoa; Arthropoda; Insecta; Diptera; Culicidae.